AACUAAAAGAUCAAAGCCAAUAGCAAUGGCUGCUCUCAUAAGAAAACAGCAGAAAGCCUUAAGCUUCAGCGACAGAGCCUUCAAAAGUCUCGGCGACCUCAUCAAGCUCCUACCAAGCGGCACAGUCUUCCUAUUCCAGUUCCUCAAUCCCCUCGUCACCAACAACGGUCACUGCAGCACCGUCAACAAAUACCUCUCCGGCGCUCUCCUAGCCAUUUGCGGCUUCUUCUGCUGUUUUUCCACCUUCACUGACAGCUACGUGGGAUCCGACGGGCGGGUUUACUAUGGGAUCGCGACGAGGACCGGGUUAUGGACUUUCUCCGACCCGGACGCGGCCGGGAGGGAUUUGUCAAAGUAUAAGUUGAGAGCAGGCGACUUUGUGCACGCGGUUCUGUCGGUUGUCGUGUUUGCGGUGGUUGCGUUGCUGGAUGCGGACACGGUGAGGUGUUUUUACCCGGCUGCGGAGGCGGAGGAGGCGGUGCUGGUGAAAGUGUUGCCGACGGUGGUGGGCGGGAUGGUGAGUACGGUUUUUGUGGCGUUUCCGAAUCAGCGUCAUGGUAUUGGGUAUCCGCCGGCGACUUCGCCGGAGGAGGAUUAUUAAGUUAUUUAAAAAAAAAAUUGCUGUGUGCUUAAUAGUCGUUGGAUUUGAAAAAAUUGUGAUAUAUAGCGUUCGUUAUUUUAAUGUAAAUUUAAAGACCGUUCAAAAAUUUUUUUUUUUUUGGGAAAUUAUGGGCAUAGCCCGACCGUUAAAUUAUCUUGAUGUAAAAAUUUUCACUUAUUUGUUUA
Molecule: messenger RNA, 786 nt
Organism: Dendrobium catenatum
Lineage: Eukaryota; Viridiplantae; Streptophyta; Magnoliopsida; Asparagales; Orchidaceae
Product: protein DMP2
Exons: 1
Coding region: 26-601 (191 amino acids)
Biological process (GO): endomembrane system organization
Source: RefSeq, a predicted model, not a curated record